This is a messenger RNA of Schistosoma intercalatum, 2428 nucleotides long. The record is from the annotation of a GenBank genome assembly. NCBI's taxonomy places the organism in Eukaryota, Metazoa, Platyhelminthes, Trematoda, Strigeidida, Schistosomatidae.
AGGGAACUGGUUGAAUAUCAUAUGAAAACUCAAACUCCCGUGACAGCAAAAUCAGGUGCAUGUCUUAUUACACCAAUUUCAAGACCUGAUUGGGAACUAGACAAUCGUGAUGUACAACUACUACAAAAAAUUGGUCAAGGUAACUUUGGUGAUGUUUACCGAGGUGUAUAUAAUGGAAAUGAAGUUGCAGUGAAAACUUGUCGUGUCGAUAUGACAGCAUCAGAUUUACGUAGGAAAUUUCUCCAAGGUGAAACAACUGCUUUAAAUUUCAAUCAUCCAAAUAUUGUCAAAUUAAUUGGUAUUGCAGUUCAAUCUUAUCCAAUUAUGAUUGUGAUGGAGUAUGUUCCAGGUGGUUCUCUUUUAAAUCAUUUACGUAAAUCAAAAAAUGCAUUACCUGUUAUGAAACUACUUCAAAUGAGUUUAGAUGCUGCUAAUGGAAUGAUGUAUUUAGAAGCGAAAAAUUGUAUUCAUCGUGAUUUAGCAGCAAGAAAUUGUUUAAUUUCUGAUGAUGGUCAAUUAAAAAUAGCUGAUUUUGGCAUGUCGAGAGAAGAGCAUAUAUAUGAAUUAAGUGAUAAACGAGGUCAAAUCCCAAUUAAAUGGACAGCUCCUGAAGCACUUCGAACUGGUCGUUACACUAUUAAAUGUGAUGUAUGGUCAUAUGGUGUACUUUUAUGGGAAAUAUUUACUUUUGGUGAUGUUCCUUAUCGAAAUUGGUCUAAUCAACAAACAAGGGAUAUGAUUGAAUCAGGUUACAGAUUACCUGCACCUGAUUUAAUGCCAGUUUGGUUACGUACAUUAAUGAAUCAUUGUUGGCAUGAUGAACCAAUGAAUCGACCAAGUUUUAUAAAAAUUUCUAAUGAAAUUCAAAUUCCUAAUGUGAAUUCAUUUACACCAAAUUUAAAUAGAUCUAUAGAUCAUUCUAAACAUUGUCAAUUGAAAAUAUCUAAUCAUGAAAAUAAUACAUCAACAAUUCCAUUACAUUUAUCAAUUCCUAUUAAAGAUAGACGAACUAGAGAAGAUUAAUAUGGGGAUAUAUCUUGUUACCUAUGCAACAGACAUGCAAUUUUAUACAUGUAUACAGAGAUUGAUAGGUUUAUAUGGAUACUGGUCGGUCUUGUUACUAUGCCGCUAUACAUACAUACAAUUGUUUAUAUGGAUCUGUACGUACAUGUAAUAGUGUAUAUGCAUUGCAAUUUUCUUUUUUUGUUAUUUAAGCGCCUUUUUCAUCAUUCCAUUUAUCGUUAUUCCUUAUUGAGAUUACAGUUCAGUUAUGGUAUUUAUUGUUGUGUAAAUUUCGAGUGAAAAAAACAAAACCACUUUCUAUUUGUCUUUUGUUCUCAACAAAAAUUAAACACUAUGGUGAUUGAAAUAUUGGUUCAAUUUAUUAUUUGGAAUUCAUAGUUCACUGAAACCAUGCUGCAUAUCACAUCAGUUCAUUAAAAAAACUUGAUUAUUCUACUAUAUACUACCUUACUUACUUACUUACGCUUGUUACUCCUCGUGGAGGAGCAUAGGCUGUGCCCACUAGCACUAUAUUGGGCAUUAUAUUGGCUUCUAUACUACCUAUAAUCAUUGUAAUUGUCAUCAUAAUAUCUCUAUAUCAAUCCAUUUCAAUAAUUUUCCAUAACUUCAAUAUAUUACUUAUAUACUUAUUUAUAUGGAAAUUGUUUUAUUCUUUCUUCUUUCAUGGUUUUUCUUGUUCUUCUUCUUCAUUACUUACAGACUGUGAUAAUAGUAGAUUUAAUUUGUAUAUUUUUUCAGAUUUAUUACAUUUUCCAUAAUAAAACAAAAUUACACAUAGGAAUGAUAUAAAGUUGAUUGUGUUGACUUACAAUUUUCCUUUGGACGUUUUUAUCAUUCUCAGAGUGUGUGUAUGCGAAUGUGUAUGUGUCCAAUAUGUCAUACAUCAACAAUGUAGUUCAUUACGUACAAUAAUGAUUUCAGAAAUGAUCCUACUUUCCAUUAUUGAAUACAGACACCUUAAUUACUUAUAUAUACAUCAACUUACUUACUUACGCCUAUUCCACUUCGUAACGUAUACUUGAAACGCACAUAUAUCUAUCAUUGUGUGGUUAUUCUCAAUAUGAGUAUUCUUUACAUGCCUUCCUAUGAAUAAUGGUCUCAUUCUUUUCUCUUUUUUGUAUAUUUAAUUGUAUUCUUAUCAAGGUAGGGUUUUUUUCUCUUUUGAAAACACAAAAAUAAAAGUAAUUAGGUACAAAUUAGGUGCAAGUCAUCUAUUGUAACUUAUGAUUAAAAUGUAUUCUUAUCACUUACUUUUUAUAAAAGUAAAUAAACAAAUUAAUUAAUACAUAGAUUAUUAUUGUACUGUUAUCAUCAUCACAUGUAUGUUUGCAUAUUGUUUGAUGUAUUGUUUACAUUAUGUUAUGAUUAAGUUUAUUCCAUUGUUUGUUCACAUUGUGAUAUGAGC